AAAUGAAAACUAAAAGCUAGGUUCUUUUGGUCUGGUUGCAGAUUUUGGGCCAUGAUGAACGGUCCACGUACGACAUUCUUGUUCUCGUAGUAAAAAACCUCCGGGAAUAGUUUGAGGUAUUUUCCAAGUUUGAUCGGGUUGCAUUUUGAGGAACAUAACAGUAAAAAAUUGGCACUUUGAGAACCACAUUCCAUUUCAUCACAUCACAAUACAUAAGAUACGUCAAUAACUGCAACUGGAUACAUACAGUAUAAUAGCCAUUGCAUUGUGGUAUCUUCGAUUCGAUUUCAGUAAUAGGUGAGAAGUUGUUGGAUGGAGGUAAUUUUAAGGGAGAAAGAAGCAGAUGAUUGGAUUUACAGAGGCGAAGGAGCUGCUAAUCUUGUUCUUGCUUACAACGGAUCAUCCUCCUCAUUUGCGAAUUGGGAAAGUGAUGCGUAUCCGAAAGGCUCCAAGGAAUGAUACACCGACAGUGAUUGCAAGCAGCCCUUCUGCUUUGACUGCUCAUGAACGUUUGCUUUGGAAAGAUGUUGAUGAACUCAUUUCAUCUUCUGACCAUGAAAUUGCAAGCCAACUAUUUGUUCUCCAUGUUAUGAAGCCAUUGCUUGGUUCCGAAUAUGUUGAUGCUGGGAUGCAUGUCCAAGUCUCGACGGGAUUUCUUGAAUUGGUUGAAAAGAAUGUUAUUUGUCAACGUCCUGCUUGGAGAGUUGAUACUGCCCAGGUUGACAUGCAUUGUGACUAUGUGCUUCUCAUGUCAGAUCAUUCACUCUUUGCACAUGGUAAUCUUGGAUCUAGCCUCUGCAUAUCUGUUGAGAUAAAGCCCAAAUGCGGAUUUCUUCCUGUUUCAAACUUCAUAUCUGAAGAAACUUCUAUCAAAAAGAGUGUAACUCGCUUUGAAAUGCACCAAGCCUUGAAAUUGCAUCAAGGAGAGAUAUCGUUGCUAAGUGAGUAUAAUCCACUCGAUUUGUUCUCUGGAUCAAAGGAAAAAAUUCAUAAAGCUAUCAAGGAUCUAUUUACUACACCUCAAAACAAUUUCCGUGUCUUUAUGAAUGGGUCUCUCAUAUUUGGUGGAUUGGGAGGUGGCGCAGAAGAUACAAAUUUUUGUAUUGCAAAAGCCUUUGAAGUUGCACUUAAGUCUAUCAUUCAGUCUGAUGAUGGUUUAUGUACAGAGAACUUCCUCACUCUUGUUACUGAGGCCGCCCAUAAAUCAGGAGUCCUUGAUCGGCUCCUGGAGGUUCAGAAGCUUGAUAAUGUUGACAUAGAAGGAGCCAUCCAUGCAUAUUAUGAUAUUACUCAUCAACAGUGCAUGGUCUGUUCAGAGUUGAAUGAAGAUCAAAGGAAAAUAUAUACCCCUUUGCAUUCUGCUUCAUUGGAUGAAAGCUUGACAAUUGUAAAGGACUACCUGAUAGCAGCAACUGCAAAAGACUGCAGUCUGAUGAUAUGUUUUAGACCAAGUAAAGAGGAGGAAUCUGGAUCUGUAUGCAAUAAUGUAUAUCUUGAGUCAACUAAGCAAACAUUUGAUUUCAAGGUGUAUUUUAUUGACCUGGAUUUGAAGAGAAUGAGUAAAAUGGAAGAAUAUUAUGAAUUAGACAAGAAGAUAGUAAGCUGCUACAGUGAAAUGCUCAAAAUGGAUCAAGGAAGAAAUGAAGUCCCAAACUUGCAAGAAUCUUAAUUGCAUAUUGAGGUCUAAUAAACUCUGGUUAUCGAUGGCACUGGAGGAAGAUUGUGUCCGUAAGUACGUGAAAUUUGAUCAAUAGUUUAUCUAUUCCUUCUACUGUUGCCUCCCCAAACAUAUGACAGCUCAGAUCUGGUUUUUCCUUUGGUCAGCCUAGUUUGGCCGUGGCUUGACUGAUGAUGCAUCCUGUGCCAUACAAUGAGCUUACAAGCUGUUACAAGAGACUCUGGCAUCAGCAAACUGUGCUGUUCAAGAUGCAGGCAAAAGGCGACCAAAUUAUUUGCAGUUUUACAAAGGUGUGAAUAUUGGAGAUAAUCGGCAGAGAUGCUAUUCUUCAUAAUCCAAGAAAGAGAUACGAUGUUAUGAUAUGCUAUUACUGAAUAUGUCUGUUCCAUUAUAUAUACUCGGUGCCAUUUUGUACCAUUAUCCAUCUGUCAAGCAAAAAAAUGUAUAUGUUCUGCGAUAGUAUUUUUGUUUUAUUUAUUCUAAUGAUUUCAUGGAUCCAUUUAUAAGUUAAAAAUUGUGUGGAUAUUAUAUUAGUCAAUACCCAAACACAUUCAAAUGAAGAACUUUGUAUUGGAAA
Cicer arietinum (chickpea) is the source of this 2255-nucleotide messenger RNA. Its product is annotated as inositol-pentakisphosphate 2-kinase-like. The record is from RefSeq and is a predicted model, not a curated record. Gene Ontology annotation, biological process: inositol phosphate biosynthetic process. Gene Ontology annotation, molecular function: ATP binding; inositol-1,3,4,5,6-pentakisphosphate 2-kinase activity. NCBI's taxonomy places the organism in Eukaryota, Viridiplantae, Streptophyta, Magnoliopsida, Fabales, Fabaceae. Gene Ontology annotation, cellular component: nucleus.